Molecule: messenger RNA, 1335 nt
Organism: Acytostelium subglobosum LB1
Lineage: Eukaryota; Evosea; Eumycetozoa; Acytosteliales; Acytosteliaceae
Exons: 2
Coding region: 1-1335 (444 amino acids)
Biological process (GO): DNA-templated transcription initiation; RNA polymerase II preinitiation complex assembly
Cellular component (GO): SLIK (SAGA-like) complex; SAGA complex; transcription factor TFIID complex
Molecular function (GO): DNA binding; protein heterodimerization activity; TBP-class protein binding
Source: RefSeq, a predicted model, not a curated record
AUGUCAUCACCAGCAGGCAAUGCAUCGACACCGGUGCUGAAUAAAGCACCAGCUUCACCACCUACAGUGGCUACACCUCCUACUACAUCGAUCGAACAGGCUGUUGACUCGUUGUUCAGGAAGAACUCUUCGAUGGGUGGUCUGUUCUCAUCCCCGCCACAGGGUGCUACAAAUACACCACCCAUCUCUGGACUGGCCGGUGCUAAUCUGUCGCUGGGCAGUCUCAAUCCAUCAACUCCACCAAUAAUGACAAAGGUGGCCACACCUACUACAACGACAGCAGCAGCAACAGGAGUAGUGACGACACCAACAGCAGUAUCGACACCGCCAGCAGCGACGACAUCAUCAGCAGCAACAGGAGUAGUGGCUACACCAAUGGGCAACAUGAUCCCAAUGCAGCCAAUGCCAAUGACAACGACAGUGCCCACAAUGCAACCAAUGCCAAUAUCAACUGUGCAACCGAUGGAUAUGUCAACAUCUGCUGCGAAUGUGACCUCUACAUCAUCAACUACACAGACACCUGCACCAUCAGUAACAACUUCAAUGACCACAACAUCAACCAGGAGUGAGGAGAAAUCGUCAUCAAAGAGCGAGGAUAAAUCAUCAAAGAGCGAGGAUAAAUCAUCAUCAUCAUCAAAGACAUCAUCAGAGGAGAAAGCACAGAGAGACAAGGAUCGCAGAGAGCGUGAUAAAGAGCGAAGAGAGAGGGAGAGAGAGGCAAAGGAGCGCGAAAAGGAGGCAGCCAAAGAGAAGGAGGCGGCCAAGGAGCGUGAGCUCAAGGAGAAGGAGGGUAUGAAGGACUUCGAGCAAGAGAUACUGGGCAAGAGAAAGCUGAGUGAGCUGCUGAAUCAGAUAUCAGCCACUGAGAGGAUGGAUGAAGAAGUAGAAGAGAUAUUGUCUGUAUUGGCCGAUGACUUUGUAGAGUCUGUCGUAUCAUUUGCUUGCACACUGGCCAAGCAUCGCAACUCAAACUCACUGGAGGUGAAGGAUCUUCAGUGUCACCUGGAGAGGAAUUGGAAUAUUAGAGUGCCAGGCUUUGCUGUGCCCGAUGGUGGCGGCAAGUCAUACAAGAAGCAGAACAUACCAGAGAAUCACAAACUGCGACUGCAGCUGAUGAGAAAGUCCAUACUGACUCAGAACAAGAAGCAUGCCACUGCCCAUCCACAACAGCAGCAGCAACAGACAUCAGCGGCCACCAACACAGCAACUACUUCCGCAUCAUCAGCAGCAGCGACAUCAACAACUACCACAUCAUCUGCCGCCUCUACAUCGGUACCACCACCAAACUCAACGUCGACGACGACAACAACCACAUCAGCAACAGCGCCCUCAUGA